AUGCCUCCACUCUUUGAGCCUCUGCGCGUCGGCAAUGUCACAGUAAACCAUCGGGCGCGCGCCCCAGUCCCUGGCAACUUGAUCAUCGCCGAGGCAACUGUGAUCUCUGCGAUCCAGGCCUGGAAGAAAAUCACCGACGCUGUGCAUGGCAAGGGUAGCUAUAUCUUCUGCCAACUGGUUGCGCCGGGCCGUGUAGCCGACACAGGAACUCUCAGGAAGGAAGGGGGGUUCGAAGUUUCCGCCCCUAUCCCUAUCCCUAUGGAAGAUGGUGCCGCCGGUUUCGGAGCUUUGACUGAAGAAGAGAUUUACGAUUUUAUGCGUGACUUUGCAAUCGCCGCCAAGAACGCUAUUGCAGCGGGAUUCGAAGGCGUUGAGGUCUACGGUUCCAAUGGAUACCAGGUUGAUCAAUUCCUUCAAGACGUCCGUAAUUGGCGAACGGACCAGUGGGGCGGAAGCGUAGAAAACCGGGCAAGAUUCGGCAUUGAAGUUUCCAAAGCCCUUGUUGAAGCCGUUUGGUGCGGAACGGGUUUCAGAAUCAGUCCCUGGAAUACGUGGCAGGGGAUGAAGAUGGCUGAUCCUGUGCCUCAAUUCCCGUACUUAGUUCGCCAGCUCAAGGAUCUUGGAUUGGCAUAUUUGCACGUUAUCGAAUCACGCGUUAUCAAUAAUGUAGAUUGUGAGAAGCAGGAGGAUAUUAAGACCUUCCUUGACACCUGGGGCCGUAAGUCUCCUGUGUUAAUUGCCGGUGGUUAUAAACCGGAGAAUGUACUCCAUGCAAUACAGCAUGAGUACAAGGAUCACAAUAUCGCUCAUGGCAUUCCGCUUCAGGAAUAUGACAGGAAUACGUUUUAUACACCGAUGCAGUGUCAUGGGUAUGCGGACUAUCCUUUCAGUUCUGAAUUUCAGGCGUGUUUGAAAAAUUAG
Molecule: messenger RNA, 921 nt
Organism: Aspergillus alliaceus
Lineage: Eukaryota; Fungi; Ascomycota; Eurotiomycetes; Eurotiales; Aspergillaceae
Exons: 4
Coding region: 1-921 (306 amino acids)
Molecular function (GO): FMN binding; NADPH dehydrogenase activity
Source: RefSeq, a predicted model, not a curated record